This is a messenger RNA of Amoebophrya sp. A120, 158 nucleotides long. The record is from the annotation of a GenBank genome assembly. Lineage: Eukaryota; Dinophyceae; Syndiniales; Amoebophryaceae.
GGCCAGGCGAAAAUGUGCGCCGGUUUGCCGGGGCCGCCAGGUUGCUCGCAGUCCGCAGCCGAGUGUGGCGAUUUGGGCACACGAGACGCCAACACAGACGCGGCGCGGUUGUGCACACAAACAGCAGCGGAGUCCAUGCGCGCGCCGCGUUUUCGGUU